AUGGCGGAGGUGUUGGUAAGGGUGGUGGCUUUGGAGGUGGAAUUGGCAAAGGGGGGAGGAAUUGGAGGCGGACAUGGUGGUGGAGUUGGUGGUGGAACUGGUAAAGGUGGAGGAGUUGGAGGUGGAAUUGGUAAAGGGGGAGGAAUUGGAGGUGGAAUUGGAGGUGGGAUAGGCAAGGGGGGGGGAAUUGGAGGUGGAGUUGGUGGCGGGAUUGGUAAAGGGGGAGGAAUCGGAGGUGGACAUGAUGGUGGAGUUGGGGGUGGGAUAGGCAAGGGAGGAGGAAUUGGAGGUGGACAUGGUGGUGGAGUUGGGGGUGGGAUAGGCAAGGGAGGAGGAAUUGGAGGUGGACAUGGUGGUGGAACUGGUAAGGGUGGAGGAUUUGAAGGCGGACAUGGUGGAGGAAUAGGGAAGGGUGGUGGUGUUGGGGGUGGAAUCGGUAAGGGUGGAGUUGGAGGUGGAAUUGGAGGUGGACAUGGUGGUGGAAUUGGUAAGGGUGGGGGGAUUGGAGAUGGUCAUGGAGGUGGCAUUGGAAAGGGCGGGGGGAUUGGAGGUGGCAUUGGAAAGGGUGGAGGGAUUGGAGGUGGAUAUGGCGGUGGAAUAGGAAAGGGUGGAGGAAUUGGAGGUGGAUAUGGUGGUGGUGGUGGUGGAGUUGGAGGAGGGAUAGGCAAGGGAGGAGGAAUUGGAGGGGGGAUUGGAAAAGGAGGAGGAUUUGGAGGAGGUUAUGGAGGUGGAGGUGGUUAUGGUGGAGGUGGUGGCUUUGGCGGAGGAGGAGGAUUUGGUGGUGGGGGAAUUGGUGGUGGGGGGAUUGGUGGUCAUCCUUCUGGAACUCUCAUAAAUGCAGGACACAAUUAG
Molecule: messenger RNA, 852 nt
Organism: Cryptomeria japonica (Japanese cedar)
Lineage: Eukaryota; Viridiplantae; Streptophyta; Pinopsida; Cupressales; Cupressaceae
Product: glycine-rich cell wall structural protein
Exons: 3
Coding region: 1-852 (283 amino acids)
Source: RefSeq, a predicted model, not a curated record